CCCCCCCCCGCACCCAAGGGUGCCGGCCCAACCCUGGGCACAGUCCGUUCGUUGUCCUUGCACUGCCCAUGGCGAUGACGUUGGAUCCCGGGAAAGAAGAAAACAGGGAGGAGGAGGAAGGAGAGGAGGAGGAGGAGGAGGAGGAGGCGAAGGGUGUGCACCAGGUGGUGCAGGGUGGGAUGAGGGCUCAGAACCCCGAUGCCGCCGCCAGGGAUGUGGGCGCUGGGGGUGCUGGGGCUGGCGCUGAGCUGCCGGGGCGCAGGUGCUUUCGUCAUGCACGUGGCCAGCUCCUGCCCGCUGGCGGCCAACGGCUCCGAGCAGGGCUUCAACUUCACCCUGGCCUUCAACAAGAUCCAGCUGGUGUGCUACGAGCCCCACGUUCGCUUGUUCUACCCGUGCCACAGGGGGCUGCUGCAAGGCGUCGCCACUGUCCUGGCCGUCCUCCUCAACAACAGCUCCUGGGCGCAGCGCGCCGAGGCUCGGCGCCAGGCCUGCCGCGACCUGGCCCCCCGCUACUGGGCUCAGACGGCGCUGCGGCGGAGUGAGCCCCGGGGCGCGGCGCACGGGGACGGCGCACGGGGCGGGACGUUGCACGGGGACGUUGCACGGGGACGUUGCAGGGGAACAUUGCACGGGG
This is a messenger RNA of Oxyura jamaicensis (ruddy duck), 637 nucleotides long. RefSeq names its product HLA class II histocompatibility antigen, DM beta chain-like. The record is from RefSeq and is a predicted model, not a curated record. The annotation marks the transcript as partial. Gene Ontology annotation, cellular component: membrane; MHC class II protein complex. NCBI's taxonomy places the organism in Eukaryota, Metazoa, Chordata, Aves, Anseriformes, Anatidae. Gene Ontology annotation, biological process: antigen processing and presentation; immune response. The transcript has 3 exons.